GUCCAAAAGUGAGAGGGGUAGAACGAUAACUUUGCCGUCGGCGGUUUCGUUAUUCCUUCAUUAUUUCCUCAGUGAUUUGUUUAUUAGCGUCCGCUGUUUCUGCGCUCUUCCCGAAUUAAAGGCAGCCUUUUGUCAUCGUCAUUGUUCGUGUUCGAUUACAGUAUCUGCUUGCCUUUAGUACUGAAAAGUUGUGAAAUUGGGGAGGCAGCGUCUCAGAUUUUUGGGUGGCGAAAGACUGUGAUCAGAACCGGCCGAGGAAAUAUCUGCCUGUUUUUUCCAGGAUGUUAUAUGCUAACUUUUACACAUGGGCUUAUGCUCUUAUUUUAUUGAUACUCCUGAAAGCAGAAGCAAACUUUGUAGAUAUUACAUAUGUUGAAAGUGCUAUACCCAAAGGUGCAGUUUGUUUGGAUGGAAGCCCUCCAGCUUAUCAUCUAUCCCCAGGUUUUGGAUCAGGUGUCAAUAAUUGGUUGGUCCAUCUUGAGGGAGGAGGGUGGUGCAACAACAUAACAACUUGUCUAGCUCGAAAGAACACCCGUUUAGGUUCUUCCGGACAAAUGGCAAAACAGCUUGCCUUUUCAGGGAUCUUAAGCAAUACCCAAUCAUUUAAUCCAGACUUCUACAACUGGAAUAAGGUCAAGGUUCGUUACUGCGAUGGUUCAUCAUUCACAGGAGAUGUAGAAAGAGUUGAUCCUGCUACCAAUCUUCAUUACAGAGGAGCCAGAGUGUGGCUUGCCGUGAUGGAAGAACUACUUGCAAGGGGAAUGAGCAAGGCAGAAAAUGCUCUUCUUUCUGGCUGUUCAGCUGGAGGAUUGGCUUCCAUACUCCAUUGCGACAGCUUUCGCAACCUUCUUCCAGCAAGUGCCAAGGUUAAAUGCCUUUCAGAUGCUGGUUAUUUCAUAAAUGUGAAAGAUAUUUCCGGAGCUGAACACAUCAAGGCCUUCUACAAUGAUGUGGUGACAACACAUGGAUCAGCAAAGAACUUGCCUUUAUGCACUUCAAUGAUUGAACCUGGGAUGUGUUUUUUCCCACAAUACAUGGCUCAGGAGAUAGAAUCACCACUGUUCAUUUUAAAUGCAGCUUAUGACUCAUGGCAGAUAAAGAAUAUUUUGGUACCGACGGUUGCUGAUCGUCAUGGUAGUUGGCAUAACUGCAAGCUUGAUAUAAAGCUGUGCUCUUCAGCUCAACUUCAAAUAAUGCAAGAGUUCAGGCUGGAGUUUCUGAAUGCAGUGAAUGGAUUAGGGACCCCAUCCUCUAGAGGUCUGUUCAUCAAUUCAUGUUAUGCCCACUGCCAAUCGGAAAUGCAGGAGACAUGGUUACUUCCCAAUUCUCCUAUGCUUGACAAGAUACCAAUUGCAGAGGCAGUCGGAGACUGGUUUUACAACCGAAGCGCCUUCCAGAAGAUUGACUGCCCAUAUCCUUGUGACUCGACUUGCCACAACAUUUCUUUACAGGACAACUCAGAAGCAUAGCAAUUAAUUCCUCCUCCAUUCAUUCUUCUAAUUGUCACAUUAUUUUUGUUGCAUCAAUCCAAGCUCGCAUGAGCAGGAAAUAAAUAGUGUCUUCCAGAAUAAGAUUAGUGUCUUGCAUUACAGGACAGUUAUUCACAAUAUAUAUGUACAAGAGUUCAAUUUCUCUUGAUAUUUUACAGAUUUAACAAAGGAAACAAUACAGGCUUAGCAGAUUUUUAUUUU
This is a messenger RNA of Musa acuminata subsp. malaccensis (wild Malaysian banana), 1691 nucleotides long. RefSeq names its product pectin acetylesterase 8. Gene Ontology annotation, biological process: cell wall organization. Gene Ontology annotation, molecular function: pectin acetylesterase activity. Gene Ontology annotation, cellular component: plant-type cell wall. Lineage: Eukaryota; Viridiplantae; Streptophyta; Magnoliopsida; Zingiberales; Musaceae. The record is from RefSeq and is a predicted model, not a curated record.